This is a messenger RNA of Trichobilharzia szidati, 1526 nucleotides long. NCBI's taxonomy places the organism in Eukaryota, Metazoa, Platyhelminthes, Trematoda, Strigeidida, Schistosomatidae. The record is from the annotation of a GenBank genome assembly.
CAUCACAGUAUGUAGAUUGGUUUCCGUGCUGUUUUUCUGUGUGUGUUUCUUUUUCUGCGGCAUUGAAGGAUUUAAACAUGUUUAGUGUCAUUUUCGAUGGAUUUGAGGGAAUUUUGGCAUUUUGGCAUUGAAAGACAGCUCAGAAAAGGAUAAAUAUUUAUUCUCAUUUCAUUAUUAUUUAUUAUUAUUAUUUACUAUUAUGGAGAUGUCCAGUAUUAAUCAUAAUUACCGUAAACGUAAUUGGAGUGAUCCGGAUUAUUUGGCAAGUUUCAAUCAUCAAACAAGCGGUACCACCAGUGAUACCUUAAAUCCACAUCAUCGAACACUUCCGCCGGAUGAAAAUGAACAUUCCACAGUAUCAGUAUCAGUAUCGAGAUCCUCACCACCACCACCACCACCGCCUAUAAAACGUGUUGCCAAUGAACGUGAACGUACACGCACGGCCAGUGUCAAUGAUGCUUUCCUAAUGUUGCGCAGUUUAAUUCCAACAGAACCAAUCAAUAGAAAACUAUCGAAAAUUGAAACACUUCGAUUAGCCUCAUCGUAUAUAUCACAUUUACAUGCCAUUCUAGUGACUGGUUCAAAUCCAGCUGAUCAGCCAUGUUUACGGCAUCAACGGCAGAUACUUACUUAUCCUUCUGAUGUUGGUGCUGACAAUAAUAACAUGAUGAUUGAUGGUAAUUACCAUCAAGAGAAUCAACGAUUAUAUGAACAAAAUAAAAAGUAUCGAUCGGUGUGUACAUUUUGUGUGACGGAAAUGAAACAUCAUCUACAACAACAACAACAAUCACCACAACAACAACAACCAAAACAACGUGGCAUAACUGAUAUGAAUAAAGAGACAAUCCUUUCAGGGGGACAAUGAACAGAUCAGUUUUUAUAUAUAUAUAAUAAUAUCCAUUAGAAAACAUUCAAUUUAUGAGUCAUGUACAGUAAGAACAAUAAACAAACAAACAAGCUAACUAACCAAUCACAUUUCAUUAAAAUGAUUACUAUGACAACACUAGUGACUAGUAUCUAGUUUCCGCGCUUAUUGAUUAUUAAUGACGGUGAUUAAUUGUCUUUUUAAACGAAUGCACAGAUCUAUGUAUAGAGUAAUAACCGUUGUGGGUGAAAUUGGAUAUAUAGUGUACACUUCAACGAAGGUAACAUUGAAACCUUGAUAUCAGUUAAGGAAAGUGUAAUUAGUAUUAACAAAAGUAUUAUUAUUAAUAAUAUUUAUUUAUUUUUUUCUCAUUUGUUUUAUAUCCCUCCCUACUGUUUUGUCAGUAAUAUGGUAAUCAUUUGUAAAAGCGUUUUAUUUUAAAGAAAGAAACCUAAUUUUACUUUUAAUUUACUUCUAAAUGUUAACUAGGCGGGGGGGUUACUAAUGUAUAACUGGCCUGAGCGGAUUUCUACGAAGCACAUUUUAUACAGGCUUUGUCGUCAGUUGGACAAUUUACUGCUUGUGGAUAAUCUCUUUUGGAUUCUAAACUAAAGCAUGCAUUUGUAUCACUGCGAUAUGACACAGGAAGAAAGUGUGUCUG